AUGCUCUGGGGUUAUGACCAGGUUUCUGACUUCCAGCAAUUGGUCGUUAAAGGUUACGCUAACUACGUCCUUGGCAUGAACGAGCCCAACGAAUCUAGCCAGUCCAACAUGAGCCCCCAGGAUGGCGCUUCUCUCUGGUGGCAAUAUAUCAACCCUUUGAAGGACGAAGGCUACUACCUCAUCUCCCCUGCUUGCACAAAUGAUCAGGCUGGUCUUGACUGGAUGGCUGGUUUCUUCUCAGCCUGCUCUGGUUGCCAGAUUGAUGCCGUCGCCUUCCACUUCUACAGCACUAACGCUACAGAUUUCAUCAGCUAUGCCACUCAGUUGCACGACCUCUACAACUUGCCCAUCUGGGCUACCGAGUUUGCUGACCAGAACUUCAGCGGCACUGGUGGUCAGGCCAGCCAGGAUGAGGUCUAUGCUUUUGCGAGCAUUAUCAUCGACUUUGUGAACAGCACCCCCUGGAUGGAAGCUGCCUUCCCCUUCGGCGUUAUGAGUGACCUUCAAGGCGUCGACACUGCCAACGCGCUUCUUAGCAGCGACGACCAGCCCACUUCUCUUGCCUACAACUACUUUGGCUGA
Molecule: messenger RNA, 582 nt
Organism: Suillus paluster
Lineage: Eukaryota; Fungi; Basidiomycota; Agaricomycetes; Boletales; Suillaceae
Exons: 5
Coding region: 1-582 (193 amino acids)
Biological process (GO): fungal-type cell wall polysaccharide metabolic process
Cellular component (GO): fungal-type cell wall
Source: RefSeq, a predicted model, not a curated record